Thlaspi arvense is the source of this 3567-nucleotide messenger RNA. The record is from the annotation of a GenBank genome assembly. NCBI's taxonomy places the organism in Eukaryota, Viridiplantae, Streptophyta, Magnoliopsida, Brassicales, Brassicaceae.
CGUUACUAUAGUUUACUAGGCUAGGGUAUGUUCAAGCGGGGCCCAUAGCGAGAUUAACGCAGAAUACAAUAUUCACUCUGCUCUUUAUAUGGCACCCAGCCCUAGGCUUCGUUUCGUCUCCACACGCCUUCUCUCUCUCCUUCAAUCGUCAGAUUUCGUUCGCCUCCAUGAUCGAUUCCAUCUGAUUCAUCAUCAUCCUCAAUCAAUCCCUAAUCAUUAUCCUUAUCUUCUUCCUCAUCUCUCUCUGUCUUUAUCUGCAUCUGGAAGCGUGACUCUUCGUCAUGUAUAAAACCGCAUCAUCCUCCGCUACUUCCUCCAUCCUUCGAGCUGCUUCUUCUCGCUCUCCCCUCUUCUCCUUCCGAUCUUCUUCGUCGCCGUCCUCAUUCGCCGCGUCUCCGUCGUCCCUUCUCGGCCGAAGAUCUUUUGCGACUUCUUCACCCGCUUUCCGAUCACUCCCUCGCUGGAGCCGUAGCCUUCACUCACGACCUUCUCCGUUUCCCUUCAGCUCUAAGAUCAGAACCGUUUCUCCCGUUUUAGACCGACUCCAGAGGAACUUCUCUUCCAUGGCGUCAGAGCAUCCUUUUAAGAGGAUCUUCACGACUCUUCCCAAGCCUGGUGGUGGCGAGUUCGGAAAGUACUACAGUUUGACUGCUCUAAAUGAUCCAAGGAUUGAUAAACUGCCUUACUCUAUCAGGAUCCUUCUUGAAUCUGCCAUUCGUAACUGUGACAACUUCCAAGUUACCAAGGAAGAUGUUGAGAAGAUUAUUGACUGGGAAAAGACAGCUCCUAAGCAAGUCGAGAUUCCGUUCAAGCCGGCUCGUGUUCUUCUGCAGGAUUUCACUGGAGUACCAGCUGUUGUUGACCUUGCUUGUAUGCGUGAUGCUAUGAACAAGCUGGGCAGUGAUUCCAACAAAAUCAACCCAUUGGUUCCCGUGGAUCUUGUAAUUGACCACUCAGUUCAAGUUGACGUUGCUAGAUCUGAGAAUGCGGUGCAAGCAAACAUGGAGCUUGAAUUCCAGAGAAACAAGGAGAGGUUUGCUUUCCUUAAAUGGGGUUCCACUGCGUUCCAGAACAUGCUUGUUGUGCCUCCUGGCUCUGGGAUUGUGCAUCAGGUGAAUUUAGAAUAUCUUGGACGAGUUGUCUUCAACACCCAAGGUGUUCUCUACCCAGACAGUGUGGUUGGAACUGAUUCACAUACAACUAUGAUCGAUGGGUUGGGUGUUGCUGGAUGGGGAGUUGGAGGCAUUGAAGCUGAGGCAACAAUGCUGGGCCAGCCCAUGAGUAUGGUAUUGCCCGGUGUUGUUGGAUUCAAACUGUCCGGGAAAAUGCGAAAUGGUGUUACAGCUACUGAUUUGGUUCUAACAGUGACUCAAAUGCUGAGAAAGCACGGCGUUGUUGGAAAGUUUGUUGAGUUUUAUGGUGAUGGUAUGAGUGGGCUGUCCCUAGCUGACAGGGCCACAAUUGCCAAUAUGUCUCCUGAAUAUGGUGCAACCAUGGGCUUCUUCCCUGUGGAUCAUGUUACUCUGCAGUAUCUCAAAUUGACUGGAAGAAGCGAUGAGACGGUGGCCAUGAUUGAAGCAUAUCUUCGGGCAAACAAUAUGUUCGUUGACUACAAUGAGCCUCAGCAAGAUCGGGCUUAUUCGUCAUAUCUAGAACUGAACCUGGACAAUGUUGAACCUUGCAUUUCUGGACCAAAGCGGCCACAUGACCGUGUUACUUUGAAGGAUAUGAAAGCUGACUGGAAUUCAUGUCUCGACAGUAAAGUUGGGUUCAAGGGUUUUGCAAUCCCUAAAGAGGCACAAGAAAAAGUGGCAAACUUUUCGUUCGAUGGAAAACCAGCGGAGAUUAAACACGGAAGUGUGGUGAUUGCUGCGAUCACAAGCUGUACUAAUACAUCAAACCCCAGUGUCAUGCUUGGUGCUGGUCUUGUUGCGAAAAAGGCUUGUGACCUUGGCCUACAGGUUAAGCCUUGGAUAAAGACAAGUCUUGCGCCAGGCUCAGGAGUUGUUACAAAAUACUUAUUAAAGAGGCAUGUCAAUAGUGUUUUCACUGGACUGCAAGAAUAUCUGAACCAGCAGGGAUUCAAUAUUGUCGGAUACGGCUGCACUACAUGCAUUGGUAACUCUGGAGAAAUUAAUGAAUCAGUGGGAGCUGCAAUCACAGAAAAUGACAUUGUGGCGGCUGCUGUGCUUUCUGGAAACAGGAACUUUGAGGGUCGUGUUCAUCCACUAACUAGAGCCAACUACCUUGCAUCUCCUCCUUUGGUGGUUGCCUACGCUCUUACUGGAACGGUUAACAUUGACUUUGAAACAGAGCCUAUUGGCACUGGAAAGAAUGGCAAGGACGUCUUCCUAAGGGAUAUCUGGCCAACCACGGAAGAAAUUGCAGAGGUUGUUCAAUCCAGUGUUUUGCCUGACAUGUUCCGAGCAACGUACGAGUCGAUCACAAAGGGUAACCCGAUGUGGAACGAGCUCUCUGUUCCUGAAAACACCCUCUACUCAUGGGAUCCCAAGUCAACUUACAUUCACGAGCCACCAUACUUCAAGGACAUGACAAUGGAUCCUCCAGGUCCACACAGUGUGAAAGACGCUUACUGUUUACUCAACUUUGGGGACAGUAUCACUACUGAUCACAUCUCUCCAGCUGGGAACAUCCAAAAGGACAGCCCCGCUGCAAAGUAUCUCCUCGAGCGUGGCGUUGAACGCAAGGACUUUAACUCAUAUGGAAGCCGACGAGGGAACGACGAAAUAAUGGCGAGAGGCACUUUUGCUAAUAUCCGAAUCGUUAACAAGCUCUUAAAUGGUGAAGUUGGCCCUAAGACUGUUCACAUUCCUUCUGGAGAGAAGCUCUCAGUCUUCGACGCAGCCAUGAGGUACAAGACAUCUGGUGAAGACACAAUUAUUCUUGCUGGAGCUGAGUAUGGAAGUGGUAGCUCACGUGAUUGGGCUGCUAAGGGGCCUAUGCUACAGGGCGUUAAAGCAGUGAUUGCAAAGAGUUUUGAGAGGAUUCACAGAAGCAACUUGGUGGGAAUGGGAAUCAUCCCAUUGUGCUUUAAGUCCGGGGAAGACGCAGAUACGCUUGGACUUACGGGCCACGAGCGCUACACGAUCCAUCUCCCGACCGAUAUCUCGGAGAUAAGACCAGGCCAAGAUGUUACCGUCACAACCGACAACGGAAAGUCUUUCACUUGCACAGUUCGGUUUGACACUGAGGUGGAAUUGGCAUACUUCAACCAUGGAGGUAUACUUCCAUAUGUUAUCAGAAACUUGAGCAAGCAAUAGUGUGAGGAUGAAAGGAAGUGUGACAAAAUCUUUUAAUAAAAGAUACGAGGAGGUUUUACGAAUUUCUGUUUAAAAAAUGUCAAUUUUAUUAAAGGCAGAUAAGUCUGUCGAGGAUAGGUGAACAGAUGAGUGGUGAUGAUCUCCUGCAAUAUGAAAUCUUUUCUUUUCUACUGUUUCAGUGGCUAAUUAUUAUUACUCGUUUGGCUCCCAAAUUUGUGAACUAGAUAUUUUAAAUUUUGGUAAGAAAAAUAAAAUAAAAAAUGAAUCACGUUAAAACAGAUUCCCA